AUGGAAUACAUACGCCUAUGCCUGUUUCGAAGGUUGAAAUUUCUUAUUCCUUAUUCCUUCUAUUGUGAUUGCACCCUAACCUUGACGUUACCCCCACUCUUCUCUAUUAUUGCAACGCGCGCUAUUUUCAUAACCGCUUUCAGCCUAACUUUCGUGAUCUGUCGCUGUGGAAUAUUCCUCGGAAUACAUCGUUACUCGUUUUCGUCCAGCAUUUUCUUAUUCGUGAUCGUUAUCUUCGUACAAAUUCUGAAAAAUAAAAAAAAAACUUGUUCCGAGAACCGACUCGUACGGAGACGUCUUCGUAUACUCAUCUCGUUUCAUAACCUCACGCAUCAGUCGAAACAACUGUGUAAAUAUCCUCGACAAAUAUCCUUGGAGUACUAUCUUUUUCGUUGUUGCAGUUCCAAUAUAGAUCUAUCUGACGAAUCGGAGGAUGAAUUGGCACGAAUUCGCGCACGAGCAAGGUUUCCAGAUACAACCAGAUUAGAGAAAAAUGACAUAUCCGUCGUCACCAAAAAUACCUCUGGGGUCACUGACGAGAAGAACAUGUCUAUCAUACCAUUGAUAGAGAAAAGGACCCUGAAACCAAACGGUUUUAGCAUUAACGAAAAAUGUAGGAUAGGAAACAGUCUUUUGCCGAAUAAGCCAAAAGUCAUACGGGACUUUGGGUCGAAAGUAUUCUGUGGUUUAUAUUCCAAGGAUGGAGAGUUCUUCAUCGCCUCCACUCAAGAUAAAUGGAUGUACAUAUAUAAGAUGGUCAAUGGUAAUUAUGUGAUAUACAAUCGGAUGUUGGCGCAUGAUGUUGGAUGGAGUGUUCUAGACAUAGCGUUCAGUCCUGACGGACAACAUUUCGCAUAUUCGAGCUGGGCAGACUGCUUAUAUCAGUGCCAUAUAUCUGAUCGUUCAAUAGACACAUUAGCUUUACAUCCAGGCGUACGGCGAUUUUGCGUCUUUUCCUUGGUCUUUUCAAACAACGGUCACGAAAUUCUUGGCGGCGCUAAUGAUCGAUGCAUCUACAUGUACGAUGUUCAUUGUCAACGAUUCGAUCGGUUUACAGGUCACGACGAAGACGUAAACUGUGUUGCGUAUGCAGACAACAGUUCACAGAUCUUCUAUAGCGCUGGUGAUGAUGGAUUUUGCAAGGUAUGGGAUAGGAGAUUGAUAAACAUGUCUAAUCCGUCUCCAGUUGGAAUAUUAGCCGGUCAUAGAGACGGAAUCACAUACAUCGAUUCACGCGGCGACACACGAUAUCUUAUUACCAAUUCUAAAGACCAAAGCAUCAAGUUAUGGGAUACGCGCGUGUUCUCUUCUCGUAAAGCCCAGCAAAAUGCUCGCCACCUUGUAGAACGUAAGGAUUGGGACUAUCGAUGGCAGCCUGUACCUCAACGAUUAUGGGACCGAGGUUUCUUGGAUGGUGAUACCAGUGUUAUGACAUAUUAUGGUCAUUCAGUUCGUAAGACUUUGAUACGUUGUCGAUUUUCGCCACCGGACAAUACUGGUCAAAGAUACAUUUAUACGGGGGAUUCGACUGGCCGGCUCAUCAUAUACGAUCUUUUAACUGGAAAAAUAGUACGCAAGGUAAAAGGUCAUUUAGGCUGCAUACGUGAUGUUAGCUGGCAUCCCUUUGAUCACAACCUCAUUACCUCAUCUUGGGAUGGUAAAAUAUCUAAAUGGGAAUAUAGUGAAAGCUAUGAUGCGAACGAAUAUGAGCCACCUUUGCUUCGACGGAGUGAGAGAAUAGCUGCAAGAAGAAGGACGCACGUUUCAUGAGGUGUCCAUUUUUUACGCGAUUCUCUCUCAGAAACGUAAAUAGACAUUAUACAAGACUGAAUAAUCAACGUGAUUUUUCUAUUCGUCUCUGUCGUUGUGUUCGCAUAUUUCGUGGAAUUCUCGCUGCGAUUGUUUUCUUCGCGAGAAUUCGAUCUGUUUCGAACUGUUCUGACAUAAAUAAUCGAUUCAUGCGACACAGAGAGCUCUUCCUCCCUUCUUCACGUUGUAAGUAUUUUAUAUAUCGCGAGUUAAACGAUCGCCAUCAAGUUUUAUGGAAAUUUUGAAAGUUAUAUAUCUCUCAUUAAAUGUAACUUUUAUUGAUAAUUGCGAUUAUUUUUACAAGGAAACUCACCUCAAAAUAUCUCCUC
Cyphomyrmex costatus is the source of this 2138-nucleotide messenger RNA. Its product is annotated as DDB1- and CUL4-associated factor 11. The coding region runs from base 1 to 1770 and encodes 589 amino acids. NCBI's taxonomy places the organism in Eukaryota, Metazoa, Arthropoda, Insecta, Hymenoptera, Formicidae. The transcript has 11 exons. Gene Ontology annotation, biological process: proteasome-mediated ubiquitin-dependent protein catabolic process. Gene Ontology annotation, molecular function: protein binding. Gene Ontology annotation, cellular component: Cul4-RING E3 ubiquitin ligase complex. The record is from RefSeq and is a predicted model, not a curated record.